GGGGCCGAGUGAGUGACAGGAUGGUGCAGGCUGUGUAUGAGUGUACUCGCUGCAGAAUAAACGUGGAGACUGGAGAUAAGAGACAGCGGGGGUGCGGCUUUUUUUCAGUAAUCUUCCAGGCUGUGAGAGGAACUGAGUGUUUCUUUGGCAAAUGGCAUAGCUGUAACAGAAAGCCAACCUUUCAAAGAAAACUUAAACAUUCUCAGGAUUAAUGAUGGAGUCCAGCACCGCCCCAUCCUCUGGUGCCCGAAUGGCAGGCACCUGCGGUUGCUCCGUAGCCGCAGAAGAGAAGUAGACGCUUGGGGUAGAUGGCUGUCUGCUACCUAGGACACCUUGGCCAGGCCCAGGCGAAGCUACCCGCGAGGCGCUGCCCAAACCUACUCAGCUUUGCACCAGGUGGCCAAAGAUCCAGGGCGUGGAACUGAAUAUAUUAAUUAGCACUUUCCUCGGAAAGUGAAGCAAGGGCUGCAAUUUCACACACUGCACAUAAACGUGAAAGGCCGAUUCCUCCAGGUAUGAGAAAUUAGAAGGAGUGCAUGAGCCACCAAGUAACAGUCUAUUGCACACGACUGUCGUGUACAACAUCUCCUCUACCAGAUCCCUAAUAGAUAAACAGAAAGUUCUCACACGAAGAGUUUCUGCAGGUGGGGAUGGUGGGUUUUGCAAGAGCAUGGCAAUAUAAUUGCUUAUAUCCACUUAGCCCAAAUCCCUGAAAAUUACUGGAAAUGGAAAAGGGGACGAAAAUCCAGGAAUCUGCUCCCAUGAGCAAUCUAAAAGCCUGCCUGAUAAUUUCAGUCCCGCAAUGAGGUAAGAAUACUUGCCCCUUUGUGUCUAGGUUCUAGAGUGGAAUAUCAGAUGAAAUAAAAUCCUAGUUUGGUGCCACACAGGUUCGAACUGUUUCCCAUUUAUGGCAGUAAAUGUCAAUGCUGAAGGGCUUGUAGGACCUCACGUCACUCCACCAAUUUGCCUUUCCAACGGAUUGCUAGCAUUACUGAGGCACUGCACCCCCAUUGUGGCAUUGGUUUCAUGGCGUACAGUUAUGUUAUCCACUUUCAGUCUCCCAGUGCUACUGUUGCCAUUCUGCCAGUGCCCUUUCUGUUGCCUGCCUUAACUGAGAAGACUGCUGCUCGUGCCAAAGUCAGCAGCCUGGAACUGGACAAUCAAGACUUAGACCUGCCUAAAGUCAUCCUUAGUGAUCACCUGCAGUACUUCAACUGAAAGUCAGCAGCCUUCGAGGAGCUAUACUGGGACAAGUGUGGUACUAUUAUGUAGGAGCAGUAGAACAAGAAAAGGUACCUGGAAGACAUCCACUGAGGGAAUUUGAAAGAGCGAUUAGUUGAAUAUUGCAUAUACAGAAAGUCCUGUGGUUAUAUUCCAGAAAAUUACUACUAUGAUGAUUUUGAGAAGUAUUGAUUCCCAUAGGAGUGAAGUUCUGUAGGGGAUUCUUUAGCUGACAGCAAUUUUUUUAAACAUUGCCAGUCAAUGACCAUCAUCAACAAGAGACCAUCUAAUUACCACCACUUCACAUUCAAUGAUGUAACCAUCACUGAAUCCUCCACUAUCACAUCCAUGAGCAUACCAUUGACCAGAAACUUAACUGGACUUGCUACGUAAAUACAGUAGUUAUAGGACCAGUCAGAGUCUAGGAAUACAGCAACAAGUAACUGACUUCUUAAGUCUCCAAAACCAUCCACAAGGCACAAGUCAGGAGUGUGAUGGAAUACUACCCACUUGCCUGAAUGAGUGCAGCUGUAGCAACACUCAAGAAGCUUGACAUCAUCAAGGCUAAAACAGCCCAAUUGAUUGGAACCGCAUCCACUCUUUCCACCACUGACGUUCAGCAGCAGCAGUGUGUAUUAUCACCAAAUGUACACAAGAAAUUUACCAAAGAUCCUUUCAAACCUGUGACCACUUUUAUCGAGAAGGACAAGGGCAGCAGAUACAUGGGAAUACUACCAGCUGCAAGUUCCCCUCCAAGCCACUCACCAUCCUGACUUGGAAAUAUGCUGCCAUUCCUUCACUGUCACUGGGUCAAAAUCCUGGAACGCCAUCCUAAAGAGCAAUGUGAGUCUACCUACAGCACAUGGACUGCAAUGGUCAAGAAGGCAGCUCACCACCUUCUGAAGGGCAACUGGGAAUGGGCAGUAAACGCUGGUCAGCCAGUGAUACUCAGAUCCCAAGAGAGAAUUUUUAAAAAAUUCCUACAUUGCCUUGUCUGAAAAAUAAUCAACAAGCAGCAAGAUUCUACGGGCUGCCUAGGGUACACAAGUCUGACAUACUCCUCAGACCAAUUGUGGCUCUACCAGGAACCCCAUCACACAAAUUAGCAAAGGAACUACAACAAAAGCUUAAACAUCUAAUCAGUAGUUCAAGACACUCCAUACAAUCAACAGAAGAAUUUCUGGACAACGUGAAGAACACAAAAAUAGACAAAGAAGAAGUGAUAGUCUCAUUCGAUGUCACAGCAUUGUUUACAUCAAUCAACAGAAAUCUAGCCAAGGAAACCAGACACGCAACAGGCGACAGAACGAGGAACAGAUCAACAAACACUGCAUACUUAAACUACAGGACCUAUGCUUAACAACCCACUUUACAUUCAACAGCAGGAUAUAUGAGCAGAUCAACGGGAUGCCCAUGGGCUCACCCAUCUCUGGACUGAUAGCUGAGGCAGUCAUGCAAAGACUGGAACAAACAGCCCUCCCAAAGAUCCAACCCAAGCUCUGGAUCAGAUACGUGGAUGACACUUCUGUAAUUAUAAAAAGAACAGAAAUUGAGAACAGCCACCAACUCAUCAACACCAUACUCCCAGGAAUCAAAUUUACAAGAGAGGAGGAAAACAUCAACAAAUUCCCAUUCCUGGACAUGGUGGUGGAAAGAAAAGAGAAUGAAGACUUCACUACAAAAGUAUACAGGAAAUCCACACAUACCGACCAGGUCUUAAACUAUCACAGCAACCACCCCAACUCACUCAAGAGGAGCUGCGUUAGGACCCUGUUCAAAAGGGCCACUACACACUGCAGCACACCUGAUCUGCAGAAAGAAGAAGAACACCUCUACAAGGUCUUUACCAGGAAUGGAUACCCCCGCAUCUUCAUCCACAGAGGCCUAGCUGACAGACAAAACAACCAGGACUCACCAAAACCCGAAACAAUAGCCACCAUACCAUAUAUAAAAAAAAUCUCAGAACUGACAGCCAGACUACCCAGACUGCUAGAAAUCAUGACAGCAUGCAAACUAGCAGCCACACUAAGACAGCAACUAACCAGGGUUCAAGACCCAAUAGAUACUAUGGACAAGACGAAUGUAGUUUACAAGGUACCACGCGGAGACUGCACAAAACACUACGUGGGAGAAACAGGCAGACAGCUAGCAACCCACAUCCACGAACACCAACUAGCAACUAAAUGGCAUGACCAGAUGUCCUUGGUUGCAAUACACACAGACUGGAAAAACCACAUUUUGAACUGGGACAACACUGCUAUCAUUGGACAAGCUAAACAGAGGACAGCCCGGGAAUUCUUGGAGGCUUGGCAUUCAUCUACGGACCCCAUCCACAAACACAUUGAAUUAGACCCAAUGUACUGACCAUUACAACGCACAACCAGAACUGGCACCUACCGGAAGCAGCAGAAACCGAACCAGAUAAAUUUGAACUGGCACAAGACAACAGCGCUUCACAGGAGGCUCCACAGCACUGAGGAUGUCAUCUAGUAAGGGGACAAAACAUCAGCUAUCAAACCACCCAGCUCAUCAAACACACCAACAUCUACAACCAGCCCCCAAGCUACAAACCUUUACUCAAACCCUAAAAUGAAUCAACAAGCUGUGCAUUUGAUUUUUUAUAUGAUGGCAGAGUUUUCAUUGAUGUUUGAAAUUUACAAUAUUGAACAUUAUUGGUUUCAUGUCUGUGCCUACUACAAUCUUUAUUUUGUCUGCUCUUUAGAUUUUUUUUAUUUACCAGUUCCACAUGAUUUUCCCAUUAAAAGUCUGAGUUGCAUCAUGCUAGCCUGAUUAGUGUACAUUACAACUUUAGAUCAUUUUAUAAUUCUUCUUCAAACAUUGAUGACAGGUUAUCAAGUGAAGACUUUUAUUAUUAAUUUUUAAUGCUUUGCUAUGUUAAAGGCACAUAUUGUAAAUGAAAGUUGUCGCUGUAUAGUUUAUAUGUGCAUUUUUAGUUUAAACUAUUACUUUAAUAAAAAUUCAACUCUGAAAAUAAUUUC
Rhincodon typus (whale shark) is the source of this 4220-nucleotide messenger RNA. RefSeq lists its product as uncharacterized. Lineage: Eukaryota; Metazoa; Chordata; Chondrichthyes; Orectolobiformes; Rhincodontidae. The record is from RefSeq and is a predicted model, not a curated record. The transcript has 2 exons. Bases 2629 to 3585 code for a protein of 318 amino acids.